Molecule: messenger RNA, 7398 nt
Organism: Pseudoliparis swirei
Lineage: Eukaryota; Metazoa; Chordata; Actinopteri; Perciformes; Liparidae
Gene: clasp1a
Product: cytoplasmic linker associated protein 1a
Exons: 45
Coding region: 568-5634 (1688 amino acids)
Biological process (GO): mitotic spindle assembly
Cellular component (GO): cytoplasmic microtubule; mitotic spindle; microtubule organizing center
Molecular function (GO): kinetochore binding; microtubule binding
Source: RefSeq, a predicted model, not a curated record
GGAGAAAGGCAGGAGAGAUUUGAGGCCGAAAGACUGCACACUGAAGCCCGAGAAACGCGAGCCUAGUGUCCGAACCGCCGCGGCAGGAUAUGGGCUCUCCAGGGCAAAUCCCGGGACAAGACGCGGAGCUCUAAGCCAGCCCUCUCCCUCCAUCUCCGCUCGCCCAACACCACCUCUGCGACCCCCGCUGUAGUGGUUUGGCCCGGACCUCCUUUAAAGAGAAGAAGAGUGGGAGGGAGUCGUGAACUUCCCCCAGCUGCUGCCCAGACACACACACGUGCUGCAUUGCCGCCAUUCCCCAGGCCCCCCCACUCCAUCCAUCUCCAGGGCACGGACACGCGCUCGCUGGCCGCCACUCGGCACAAAGACGAGGCCUGUCCUCGGGGGUGAGACACACAAUCGGACUGUGGACACGUUCUUUCUUGUUCUCCCUUCCCCGGGGUCCCCAGACACUCAGACACUCAUUAGCCGGGGCUCAUUGAGUGCGGCUGUCGGUCAGUCGCUGCUGUGAGCGGCCAGUCGCUUCGCCGGACCGAGGAAGCCCGAGGGCUCGCCUAUCCCAGCGCGAUGGAGCCCAGCGUGGAGAGCUGCCUGGCCCAGGUCCUGCAGAAGGACAUGGGCAGCCGGCUGCAGCUGGGGCAGGAGAUCAUCGACUACAUCCUGGACAAGGAGAAGUCCCACGACCUGGAGCAGGACCAGGCGGCGCUGGACAAGAUGGUGGACGGCAUCGCCAGCUCCUGGGUCAACUGCAGCAACUUCAAGGUGGCGCUGCUGGGCUUGGACCUCUUGUCUGCCUUAGUGACGAGGUUACAGGAGCGGUUCAGAGCCCACGUGGGAACCGUUCUGCCGAGCCUCAUCGAUCGACUGGGAGACUCUAAAGACCAAGUGAGAGACCAGGACCAGACGGUGCUGCUGAAGAUCAUGGAACAAGCUGCCAGCCCGCAGUAUGUGUGGGACAGGAUGCUGGGCGGCUUCAAGCAUAAGAACAACAGGACCAGAGAAGGAGUGUGCUUUUGCCUCGUCGCCACGCUGAGCACAUACGGAGCUCAGGGCCUGACCCUCAGUAAAAUCGUUCCUCAUAUAUGUAACCUCCUGGGGGACCCCACGAGUCAGGUACGCGACGGGGCCAUGAGCUGCUUGGUGGAGAUCUACAGACACGUCGGGGAGAGGGUGAGGAUGGAUCUGUGCAAGAAGGGCCUGCCACAGUCACGGUUGAAUGUAAUCUUCGGCAAAUUUGAUGAAGUCCAAAAAUCCGGGAACAUGAUGUCAUCCUCUUGUUCGGAUAAGAACUUUGAGGAUGAAGACUCAGUGGAUGGAGGCCGGUCCUCCUCCUCAUCAUCCAAAGCGCCCCCCAGUGGCAGAAGGCCUGUAGUGAGCUCUGUUAGGAGACCCAGCACAGCCACCACGACCAAGGUCACAGCUAAAGAUGCAGCUGCCGGGGCCGUUGAUGAAGAUGAUUUUAUUAAAACCUUUGAAGACGUUCCCUCAGUCCAGAUCUACUCCAACAGAGAGCUGGAGGACCAGCUGUCCAAGAUCAGAGAAGUGCUGUCUGACGAAAAGCACGACUGGGAGCACCGAGUGGUCGCGCUGAAGAAGGUGCGUUCCCUCCUGCUGGCCGGGGCCACUGAGUACGAGGGCUUCCCUCAGCAGCUGCGUCUCCUGGAGGCCCCCCUCAAGCUGUCGGCUAAAGACCUGCGUUCCCAGGUGGUCCGAGAGGCCUGCAUCACUCUGGGACAUCUGUCAUCGAUACUGGGGAUCAAGUUCGACCACGGCGCGGAGAGCAUCAUGCCCACGCUGCUGAGCCUCGUGCCCAACAGCGCCAAGGUCAUGGCCACGUCCGGAGUGGCCACCAUCCGCCUCAUCCUCAGGCGAACACACUACCCACGUCUCAUCCCCAUCAUCGCCAGUAACUGCACCGUCAAAUCAGUAGCAGUCAGACGACGCAGUUUUGAGUUCUUAGACCUCAUUCUACAAGAAUGGCACACUAACACACUGGAAAGGCAUGUGGCUGUUCUGACUGAUACCAUCAAGAAAGGGAUCCACGACGCCGACUCUGAGGCCAGAGCCAUCGCACGAAAGUGCUACUGGGGUUUCCAUGGUCACUACAGCAGGGAGGCGGAGCAUCUGUUCCAGGCGCUGGAGUCCACCUAUCAGAAGGCUCUCCAGUCUCACCUGAAGGGCUCCGACAGCAUCCUGUCUCUGCCCCCGUCGGACCGCUCCUCCUCGUCCUCCCAGGAGAGCCUGAACCGUCCGUUGUCUGUGAAGAGCGUCAUAGGAGGAAGUAUAACAAGGAGUAAGCUGGCGGGCUCCCGGGUGUCGACCACGUCUCUCCAGCGCUCCCGCAGUGACGUCGAUGUCAACGCCGCCUCCAGCGCCAAGUGCCGCCUGACCACCGUUCCCGCCUCCUCGCCGUUCGGCUCCGCGGCGGCCCUCCCCCCGGGGUCCUACGCCUCCUUAGAUGGCACUCCCGGUAAAAGUGAUGGUCGCGUUCGGACCCGGAGGCAGAGCUCGAGCAGCGUGGGCGGAGCCAGCACCUUGGUGGUGGACAACAGGGGGCGCAGCCGAGCCAAAGUGGUCUCUCAGUCCCAACGAUCCAGAUCGGCCAAUCCCAUCAACGCCGGCAGCCGCUCCAGCUCCCCGGGCAAGCUGCUCGGCCACGGCAGCUACGGCCGGAUCCCUCGCACCGCGGCGCCGGCCUCCACCGCGCCGGCCGACAAGCGCACCAGGAUCCCCCGCAGCCAAGGCUGCAGCCGCGAGACCAGCCCCAGCCGGAUGGGUCUCGCCCGGAGCCGUAUUCCCCGCCCCAGCAUGAGUCAGGGUUGCAGUCGCGACACCAGUCGCGAGAGCAGCCGUGACACCAGCCCCGCUCGGGGCUUCACUCCUCUGGCCUCCCGACGUCAUUCCCGUUCAACCAGUGCUCUCUCCACAGCCGACCCCCACGGCCAGUCAGAUCGAUAUGGAUUAAUCCACCAAGCAAGGAUCUCGGCGUCGGUCAACGCCAUGCGGGUCCUGAACACCGGCACCGAGGUGGAGGCAGCCGUCGCCGAUGCUCUGCUCUUAGGAGACUCCAGGAAUAAGGACAUCAGACCGACUAUUUUAAGUAAGGCACAAUUUUACGUAAAAUUAAAAUAUUAUUGGUAUAUCAUUUUAUGGAAAUGUAUUUGUCAUCGUUUUAUCCUACAGGGCAUCAGACCAACUGGAGGCGCAAUUUUGAGUAAAGACAACCUAAAUGACCACAACUGUAGGAAGCCGCUGAGGCGUCGGUACGAGUCCCCCGGCAUGUACUCCGACGACGACGCCAACAGCGACGCGUCCAGCGCCUGCUCCGAGCGCUCCUACAGCUCCAGGAACGGAGGCAUCCCCAAUUACCUGCGGCAGACGGAGGAUGUGGCCGAGGUCCUGAACCACUGCGCCAGCUCCAACUGGUCGGAGAGGAAGGAGGGCCUACUGGGCCUGCAGAACCUCUUCAAGAGCCAGAGGAUACUGAGCCGAGUGGAGCUGAAGAGACUUUGUGAGAUCUUUACCAGGAUGUUUGCAGAUCCACACAGCAAGGUGUUCAGCAUGUUCCUGGAGACGCUUGUGGACUUCAUCACGGUGCACAAGGAGGACCUGCAGGACUGGCUCUUUGUCCUGCUCACGCAGCUGCUCAAGAAGAUGGGCGCAGACCUGCUGGGCUCGGUCCAGGCCAAAGUCCAGAAGGUUCUGGACGUCACAAGGGAGUCCUUCCCAUUCGACCAGCAGUUCAACAUUCUGAUGAGGUUCAUCGUGGAUCAGACUCAGACGCCCAAUCUGAAGGUUAAGGUGUCCAUCCUGAAGUACAUCGAGUCCCUGGCUCGGCAGAUGGACCCGACGGACUUCGUCAACUCCAGCGAGACGCGCCUGGCCGUGUCUCGCAUCAUCACCUGGACCACCGAGCCCAAGAGCUCCGAUGUCAGGAAGACCCUUCAUAACUGGGUGAGCGAGGAGCUCGCUGGCAAGUCCAGCCCUGCGGCCUCGCUGUCCGCUGAGGGCAACCAGGAAGAAAGGUGUAAGCAGGCGGCGCAGGUGGUGCUGAUCUCCAUGUUCGAGCUCAACACCCCGGAGUUCACCAUGCUGCUGGGAGCUCUGCCCAAAACCUUCCAGGACGGAGCCACCAAGCUGCUGCACAACCACCUGAAGAACUCCAGCAACACCAGCAGCGGCGUGGGGUCUCCUUGCAACACCAUUGGCCGGACGCCGACGCGCCACACCCCCAGCAGAACCAGCCCGCUCACCUCUCCCACGAACUGUUCCCACGGUGGACUGUCUCCAAGCAGUCGGUUAUGGGAUUGGGGUGUCGACGGACUCUCAAAGCAUCCCCCCGCCCCCGCCCCAUCUCCUCCUCUUCCUCCUCCUCCUCCGCCGCCCCACUCUACCCCUGCCGCCCCCUCCCUCAGGGUCCUCCGCAGAGCAUAUUCACCCAGCAUGAUGGAGUACGACACGGAGAACAUGAACUCGGAUGAGAUCUACAGCUCGCUGCGCGGCGUCACCGAGGCCAUCCAGAGCUUCAGCUACCGCAGCCAGGAGGACCUGAACGAGCCAAUCAAACAGGAGGGCAAGAGGGACGACGCCGCAGGACGAGAGGGCGUGGCGUCCUCUCUGGGCUCUGACCCCCGCCUCGGCCUGGACGCGGUGGAAGGGGGGGGGGGCCGCACCGUCUUGGACAACAAGACCUCCCUCCUCAACACGCCGUCGCCGCGCUCCUUCUCCGGGCCGCGGGGCCGGGAGUUCGCCCCCUACGGCUACGGAGAAACCAUCUGCAGCUACGACAAGACGGCCAUGAAGGAGGCGGUGUUCGACGACGACGUGGAGCAGUUCAGAGACGGCCGACGUCAGGAAAGUGGUGAAAACAAGAUGACGCUUCCCAAGGUCUUUGCUCCCGCAAUCAGUCACGACCACUCGGACCUGGUCGCCGACCUGCUGAAGGAACUCUCCAAUCACAACGAGCGCUCCGAGGAGCGCAAAGGCGCUCUGGUGGAGCUGCUGAAGAUCACACGGGAGGACAGCCUGGCCGUGUGGGACGAACACUUCAAGACCAUCCUGCUCCUCCUGCUGGAGACGCUGGGCGAUAAAGAUCACACCAUCCGAGCCCUGGCCCUGCGUCUGCUGAAGGAGAUUCUGAGGAACCAGCCGGCCCGCUUCAAGAACUAUGCUGAGCUCACCAUCAUGAAGACCCUGGAGGCUCACAAAGACUCCCACAAAGAGGUGGUGCGUGCGGCCGAAGAGGCGGCCUCCACCCUGGCCGGCUCCAUCCACCCGGAGCAGUGCAUCAAGGUGCUGUGUCCCAUUGUGCAGACGGCCGACUACCCCAUCAACCUGGCGGCCAUCAAGAUGCAAACCAAAGUCAUUGAACGCCACGCCAAGGACUCCUUACUGCAGCUGCUGCCUGACAUCAUCCCGGGACUCCUACAGGGCUACGACAACACGGAGAGCAGCGUCCGCAAGGCCAGCGUGUUCUGCCUGGUGGCCAUCUACUCUGUGAUUGGAGAGGAUCUCAAGCCCCACCUGGCACUGCUCACGGGCAGCAAGAUGAAGCUCCUGAACCUGUACAUCAAGCGAGCGCAGACCACCAACAGCAACAGCAGCAGCUCCUCCGACGUCUCCUCCCACAGUUAAUGCAGGGAGGUCUCCCUCGGAUGGACGGCGCUGGAAGAUCGCCGUCUCCGAGCUUCCCCUCCUCCUCGUCCUCCUCCUCUUCCUCACUCGAGCUCCACUGCGCUUCUCUCCCAUGUGGAGGAGAUCCUGUCACCAACCUUUUGCUCAUGUAGUCCCCUCCACGUCGUUUAUUUUGUAUUUAUUUUUUACGCUAAGUGUCUCAAUCAAUGAACUCCCCUCACAACAACCUCGUUCCACCGGAAUUCACAAUCCGUCACAUUUUGUGCAGCAGUUUAUUUUGAGAAGAGGAAACUCCUGUUGAACGUCAAAGUGUGUGUGACUCGGCAGACGUGUGUGUCGCCUGUGUUUCGUCACGCAGCGCUCUGCUCUGAGGGCUGAGGACGGCUACACGCCGCCACGCUUUGGACAAACGCUCGGCCGAGUGGCUCUGUUUGAAGAGCAAGUCGUUUGUAAAUAGCGGCUGAUGUUUGUUCCCAGCCUUGAGUCGGAUAGGGGGGGGGGGUAAAGACAUCCACCGGCCUUAUGCACUUCACCUCUUCAGCUGACUGGGACCUCUGCAUUGGGAAGGACCCGGCAGUGUUCUUGAUCCGUGAUGACGCAGCUACAGUAUUAUGUGCCCCCCCUUCCUCCUCCUCCUCCCCCUUCCUCCUCCUCCUCCCCCCGUAAUGCAACCACCGCUUCUGCAAUAGCGUGGAUUCCACAGAUAUAAGGUGUUUUGUACAUACACGUUUGGACCACUGCUUAGCGUACCUUUCGAAUGAUGUCGGCGAAAAACAAACGAGAAAGAAAAAGAGAGGGGGGGGGGGGAAGUGAACGGGUCGAACUUCUCUUCCUUUUUGUUUCCUUUUGCCCGAUAGCUAAUUUGCUUGCAUGUAGCCUGCAGCACACGCCAAGCUGCCGGCCAACAGCUGUUUAAGUGCCCUUGUGACAUCAUCAGAGGCUCUGAUGUGGUGUUUCAGGAGAGGAGGAAGCCCAUUGGCCACUCGUAUGACCAAAAUGUGCUGAAUGGGUUUAUUUAAGUUUCACAUGUCUGUGUCUCCUUUAAUCUGUACAGAGAGAUGACGUUGAUGUCCACGUGGUUAUGGGAUAUGAUUUCAUCGUGACGCAGUGAUCUGCUGGAGGAGGGGGUCAGGCUCCAUAUGCCUUUUUUUAAAUAUUGAGAUGAUAUUAAGGAAAAACAAGUAUUCCUGGGGUUACCUGGGGAUGUUUUUAGUUGAGUGGUGUUCAGGGAAUCCACAGAGUGGGCCAAUCGUGGUUAUUUAAGUAAAUGAAUGUACAGACUUAAUACGUGUUUAUGAUUUAGCUUUUUAAGCGUCGGUAUUGAGAAUGAUUUUCAGCGACGUGCAGACUGUAAUAUAUAUAUAUAUACAUAUAUAAUAUAUAUAUUAUUUAUAUAAUACAUAUAUUAUUUAUAUUAUAUAUUAUGUAUAUAUAUAUAUAUGUGUAUAUAUAAUAUAUAUAUAUAUAUAUAUAUGGCUGUCUGCACUCUCUGCCCUCAUAUUAAUGGUGAAACACUGGCACACGCCAUCACACUGCUGGUCCUUUAAAACUCUCACUAUGCAUGUUUUACAGCACAGUCUUUCUUUUGACUCAAAGCGGUCAUGUAAUAUUCAUACCUGUAAUUUAUAUAUUUUAUUUUAUUUCGUCCUCAUGAUAAAGUGUACAGAAGAGUUUUUGUUGUUGUUGUUGACUUCCCACCUGUGAUGAGUUUGCGACAAUGUAAAGAAAUUGUUUGCUCGAGAAAUAAACGGACGAAGAUGUGAC